AAAAAUUAGAAAAAUCAUAUCACGGCUGUCGGCUGCAGUCGCUGUGCACGUUCAUCUGUGGCUGUCAACCAUGGUCGAGGUACUGAAGCGGUUAAGUCUUUGGGGGGCGUCACUAAUCUCUGCAAUUCCACCUGGGAUGUGGUAUUGCUUCUGAUUUAGUAUUUUGACCAGUGGGAUCAUUUUAGAGAUUUCUACUUGAUCUUUCUUUUCAUAAUGGCUCCUAUUCCAUAGACGAGGGAACCAGUGUGAGAGUUCUGCCAUCUGCUAAGUCUAUCCAUCAUGAUUUGCACUCAGGGGCUAGGAAACAGCCACAGGGUGGGUCCGCAGACUCACUGGGUCCAUUCAGAGAUGAACUUGGCUGGGACUCCAUUUGUCACCUGGGCUCGAAUGUUUCCCCCCCUCUAAAAUGAGGCUGUCAUGGUAUCUUGGGUCACCUAGCCCCAGUGCACGCUUGUUGCGGCAAUGUGUACAGCUAGCGUUACAGCUCUUGUUACAGCUCUUGACCGGGGAAAGAACCGAGUGGCACACGAAGAAUCGAAUAGCCUUCUAUUCCUCCACAGCAGGCUCAGCACACCCAGCGUCACAGCUCUCCUUGCAUCUUCUGGUAUUCUGACCCUUCUGCCCUGGUCUCCCCCUACUUUUAUACCCUUGGUAGGGCUCAAAAAGCGUCCAAUCAACAACAAGCUUUAACAUCCAAUCAACAAGCUUUAACAUCCAAUCAAAAACAGUGGGAUUCAAAAAUCACCCAAUCAGGCUCAUGCAAGCAACAUGGACAGAAAUAGGCAGCGGCAUGCAGGCCUGGGGGCAUUUGGGCAUCCCUGGCGGCACUCGGGGGCCCUCCUGGCGGCUCUCUGCCUCUGGCCGGCCCCAGCAGUGUGCCCUCCAACUGGCCACGUGCAGCGCUGGCCCGCAGAGAUGCAGAGCAACGGGGAGGCGGCAAGCGGCCACGUCCCCGUGCCCGCCAUUUUCCGUAUCAAGCUCUGACCCUGGAUUCAACAGACUCCCAAAGACCUGGGUUUUCCCUUUUCCACGCUGUACAGCUAUUCUGGGCCAAGGCACCAUGGAGAGUGGACAGCAAGUGUCUCGCAAAGGCCGGAAGCUGGGCUCCAGCCGGCGGCGGCAGACAAGAGAGCCAGCUGACGGCCAAGAUGCCCCUGCGGCCCCAGGGCCAGAGUCCUGGUCCUCUCAGGCAGCUACAGAGCUGCAGAGCUUCUUCCAGGACUGUGGUGCCCAGGAGAGGGGCUUUGUCACCCGUGAGGACAUGGCGGUGGCCAAGUUCAGCUUCCUGGGCAGCGAGGAGGAGCCGGAGAUGAUCUUCAGCUGGGUGGAUGUGGCGCAGAAGGGACGUCUCUCCCUGGAGGAGUUCAGCUCUGGACUCAGAAACAUCUUUGACUCCAGCUCGAGCACCCAGAGGCUCCGCAGAAGGAGGCCAUUGCCCCCUAAGCGGGUGUCUGCCACCGCCAGCUUCCCAGCGCUGGACGAGGCUGACGCCGGGGAGAAGGAGGCAUUCCUUGCCUUCGUGGAGCAGCUGGGGGCCAGCCCCCACCUUCCCGAGCGGACGGAGAUCUGGCAGCUGUGGGGGAAGCUGCGGCAGGAGGAGCCCCAGCUGGCAGGCGACCUGGCGGGCUUCCUGGCCAGGAUGAGCGGCCGCCUGCAGGAGGUGCGGGCCGACAAGGAGGCCCUGCAGCAGACCCUGCGGAAGCGGGACUCUGACCACCACCGCGAGGCCCAGCGGCUCUACGAGGAGAUGGAGCAGCAGAUCCGCUGGGAGCAGCAGCUGCUGCAGGCUGAGAGCGACUCCCGGGAACUGGCCCUCAGCUCUCGGAUGCAGGAGGCGCUGGAGGCCAAGGAGCGCGAGGUGCAGCGGCUGGCAGAGGGCCAGACGGAGCUGGAGGCCCAGCUGCACCACCUCGGCAGCACACACCAGGAAGCCGCCUCGGAGAGCCAGCAGCUUUGGGAGGCCCAGCGCCACCUGGCUGGGCAGCUGGAGAAGGUGCAGGGACAGCUGCAGGUGACCAGGAAGCACCUAAAUGCUGCCAGGGGCCGAGUGUCCUGGCAGAUGGAGGAAGAGACCAGUGUCUCUGGAGCAGGCCAGCCGGCCCCAGACCUGCAGGCCAUGUCCCCCGAGGAGGUUCCCCUGCCCACGCUGUUUGGGGACCACGAGGACUGGGGCCAGCUCCUGAGCGGCUUCCACAGCCCUCCGCGCGGAGCCCUGCAGCUCUCCUGGAGCCCGCCCCCCACCCCGACAGCGGCCUCGGGCCCCCAGACGCCCCGCGUGGUCAGGCAGAUCUCCAUCUCGGAGCCGCACGCCGUGCUGUUUGGUCAGGAGCCGUCUUCAGAUCUGGAUGCGGCUCCAGGGAGCCCCCCCGGGGUGCCUCCCAGCACCCGGGACGGGGAAGGAGUGGACCCAGAAGGACAGGACAUCAACCCGGAGCAGCCUGUAGAGGCCCCUCGCAGCCCAGACCCCAGCACGGAGCCGGAGGGCCGCUUCCUCCGGGGUCUCCCGGAAGCCCCAGCAGGGGCGUCAGGAAGCCCGGGGGCGGCUGCCCUGAAAGUGCUUGUUCCUUUGGAGGAUGAGCCCCCUCCCCAUGUGAAUGCGCCCCUUCACCAGGCCCGGGCCGGGCCCAGCACACAGUUCCAGGCCUCAGACACAGAUGACAGGGGCCCCGGGCCUGGGCCUGCCCCAGCCAAGCUGCCCAGGCAGACAGAGACCCUCCACCACGACCUGCCUGCCCGCAGCUCUGAGCCACAACAGGGGGCCCUGGGGGCCAGAGCCCUCACACUGGAGCCAGCUGGGCCCUCCCGGGGCCUGGAGUCUGCGGCUCAGGGCCCCACUGAGGGGCUGGAGCGGGGAGAGCAGGGCCCCGCUGUGCAGGAGGCCCGUCCUGAGGGGCUGGGAGAAGCCCCUGGCCGGAUCCUUGGGCCAGGUGGGCUGCCCGCCCGCCCCGACCACAGCCUGGCCCAGAAACCCAAGGCCAAGGCAGCAAAACGAGCAGAUGGAGGUGGGCCGGACCUCAGUUCAGAACGGUCAGCUGAGGCUCGUGGCCUGGAGACUAUGCAUUCAGAGCUGCCCCAGCCAGACGCACGGCCCAGUCCUCUCCCGUCCAGCACGCCGCAGGCUCGGGCAGAACCAGGAGCCUCUGCUCCUGCGAAACCAUCGCCUCCACGGGGCUCUCCUCCCCUCUCCCCUGCGGGGGCUCAGCCUGGGGCUGGAGCAGGACCCCGGGAGCCCACACAGGCCCUCCCCACUGUGGCCGAGCUGGAAGCCCAAGCCAGGCCGCCGCCCAUGGCUGCUCACACAGAAGAACAAGGCCCUCCGCAGUCCGGGGAGCCAAGGGCAGAGAGCAGGCCUGAAGAUCCAGGGACGGGCUCCGGGGAGGCUGGGCUGACCCCUUCCCUGGAGGACCCCAUGGCCAGCAAGCCUCAGGCCGACCCUGAUUACCUGUUCCAUGUCAUCUUCCUGGGAGACUCCAACGUGGGCAAGACCUCCUUCCUGCACCUGCUACACCAGAACUCCUUUGCCACUGGGCUGACAGCAACCGUGGGAGUGGAUUUUCGGGUCAAAAACCUGCUGGUGGACGACAGGUGCUUUGCGCUGCAGCUCUGGGACACGGCUGGCCAGGAGAGGUACCACAGCGUGACACAGCAGCUGCUCCGCAAGGCUGAUGGGGUGGUGCUCAUGUACGACGUCACCUCCCAGGAGAGCUUUGUCCACGUGCGCUACUGGCUGAGCUGUCUCCAGUACGUGUCUACUGGAAUUCUGCAGUGUGUACUAGCACGGCAGAGGGGUAUGGAGUUAGUCAUGGUGUCUUCUGUCCAGAAGCUUCUAGUCUAGUUGAAGAGAUGCAAAAGAAGCAAAGUAAGGUAAUGUGUGAGGAGGAGAGCUGGGCCCAGGGGUCUGAGAGGACCUGGGUUUGAAUCCCACGAUCCCAUCCCGACUCUGUGACUUUGGACAAGUGGCUUAACCUCUCUGAACUUCAGUUUCCUGACUUCUCUGCUAGGGGAGUCGUGAGGGCUAACUGAUACCAUUGCCUUCAGCACAGCAAUGGCGUAUAGCAAAUGGUAAUCAGAAGCCGUUGUUAUUAUUCAUGAAACAAUUAGGAAACGUGCCGAGGCAGCCUGUGUAAUCAAACACUGGACUGUCUAUUCAACACACACAGGAAAAGAAGGGCAUGGGCAGGAGCAAUCCAGGAAGGCUUCCUGUAGGAAGGGCCAUUGAGGCUGGCCUUGAAUAGUAGGUGAGGUGCUUCCAGGCAGAGAGGAGGGGCAGGCCCGCUGCAGACGGGGGAAGUGUCCAGGUGAGAAGGGGGUGGAUGACAGUGACCUGGGAGGGACACCUGUGCAGGGCGCACUGUCAGCUUCUGGGGCGGAGGCCGGAUCCGCCCGGCCUGGCACACGGGGUGUGGCUGAGAGCGCGUGCUCCGUGUGCAGGACUCGGGUCCCGACGGGAUGGUCAUCCUUCUCCUGGGGAACAAGACGGACUGUGAGGAGGAGCGGCAGGUGCCCACGGAAGCGGGGCAGCAGC
This is a messenger RNA of Microcebus murinus (gray mouse lemur), 4525 nucleotides long. NCBI's taxonomy places the organism in Eukaryota, Metazoa, Chordata, Mammalia, Primates, Cheirogaleidae. The record is from RefSeq and is a predicted model, not a curated record.